CAAGCAAGGAUUCUCAUUAGGCCGCAUGGCAUACAUACAUCCUGGUUCAGGCGAUACAUUCUACCUUCGACACCUACUUACAAAGGUCGCGGAGCUCAGAGCUUUGUAGACCUGCGAACUGUGAACGGGGUCGUUUGUAGAAAUUUCCAAGCAGCUUGCCAAAAACUAGGCCUCCUUGCGGAUGAUGAUGAAUGGAUUUUAGUAAUUCGAGAAGUCGGACAAUGGGGAAUGUCGAAGUUGCUGCGCUAUCUGUUUGUCUGCAUGCUUAUGUUCUGUGAACUUGCAGAUCCAAGGACUCUUUUUGAGCAAACUUGGGACUUACUAUCCGAAGACAUUACAUAUCAGUGUCAAAAGGAGGCUCGGUUUAACAAUGCUUUGCUUCCCCCCGAACUUCCAAGAGAACUGUUGCUCCAUGAAUUACAGCGGCUACUCGAAACCUACUCAUCUUCCCUAUCCCACUUUGGCCUUCCACUUCCAACAUUCGAUGCUAGCCACUUGAAGCUUCCUUCACAGGUUGCCAGGGAAACUCCAUUGUCAUCGGCCCAAAUAGAAAGGCCUCCUGUGUUUUCAGACUUGAACCCGCAGCAAGCAACUGCCUUUGAAAAGAUUCUUUCCUCUGUCACAGGUGGAACUGGAACAUUCUACUUCUUAUAUGGCCAUGGUGGAACUGGGAAAACCUUCCUCUACAAAACAUUAGUUGCUGCUGUAAGUGAACUCAAUCGCAAAUGUGUGGUUGUUGCCUCUUCAGGAAUUGCUGCUACGCUCUUACCAAAUGCAGUCACGGCUCAUUCACGCUUCAAAAUCCCACUGGAUAUCGAUCAAACAUGUACGCAGCUCGCAAAAACACUUGCUGAAGCGGAUCUUAUAAUCUGGGAUGAGGCGCCGAUGAUCCAUAGACUAUCGUUCGAGGCUGUUGAUCGCACUUUGUGCGAUAUCAUGAAUGUUCCUUUCGCAGGUGAAGGGUACAGGCCAUUUGGAGGCAAAACCGUUUUGUUGGGGGGAUAUUUUCGCCAAACUCUUCCUGUUGUUCCGAAUGCAGGAAGAGAGGAAAGUGUAGAUUCCUCACUCACACGUUCACAUCUUUGGAAUUACUGUACUGUCCUCCAUCUGUCGACAAAUAUGAGGGUUACUUCAGACCUUCCUAACCAGCAGUUGACAUUUGAUGGUAUGUCUUUUGCUGACUGGACGCUUAGCAUUGGAAAUGGCCAGAUCCCUACUAAGAGCUUCAACAAAAACCAGCCUUCUGAUUGGAUUUCAAUACCAGAACCACUUUUGCUUCAGCCGGGUUCGCAUCCGACGUCAACAAUCUGUGACGAAAUUUACACUGAUUUUCAGGCAAAAAGCUACCGUGCUUCAUACCUAACCAGCAGGGCGAUUGUAACACCAACAAACAAAAAUGUUACCGACAUCAACAAGCAUAUGUUGCAGCAAGUUCCGGGCAAGGUACACACUUACUUUAGUGCCGACACGAUCCACUCAGAUUCGAAUGAUUGUGCCAGACUUGACGCUGAAUAUCCUACUGAGUUCCUGAACACAUUAUCUUUCAGUGGAUUCCCUGAUCAUGAUAUUAGCCUAAAAAUAUUCGCACCAAUUAUGUUACUACGAAACCUCAAUCCAGAUAUAGGUUUGUGUAAUGGUACAAGAAUCAUGGUGACGUACCUGUCCACUUAUGUAAUCAAGGGACUGAUCAUGGGUGGCACAUAUGAUGGGUCAGUAGUUGUCAUACCGAGAAUUAUUGUCAACAUAAAUGAUCAUAAUUGGCCUUUCGUGCUAAAGAGGAGACAGUUUCCUAAUUCGUCUUUGUUACGCCAUGACGAUCAACAAGAGUCAAGGACAAACAUUGGAUCGUGUGGGCGUCUUCCUUCCGAAGCCGGUGUUCAGCCAUGGGCAAUUAUAGGUUGUUGUUUCUAG
Messenger RNA from Linum tenue, 1911 nucleotides. The record is from the annotation of a GenBank genome assembly. Lineage: Eukaryota; Viridiplantae; Streptophyta; Magnoliopsida; Malpighiales; Linaceae.